UGCACAUUUAUAUCAAGAAACCCCUCAUUAUGAAAUAUAUAUGAAAAAGAAGAGAGUCACAAAUACUAGUAAAUUAUAAUUAUUUCUCAAGUAGUGAGUGAAAUCCGCUCAAAAUGCGGUUUUACCAAAGACGUUACAGGGAACUAACCCGUUGAUAUUUCCUACAGGAGCUAUUUUGUAGAGGACCCACUGGGAACUUUAUGGUUUGAAGUUUAUGAACGCAACAAGGUUUUUGUCAAUCAAGUGUGAUAAUGGCUGCAUCAGGUCCCAAUAAGGACAUCAGAGCUGGGUGUAAGAAAUGUGGUUAUCCGGGCCACCUGACGUUCGAGUGCCGUAACUUUGUGCGUGUGGACCCCCGGAAAGACAUUGUCCUGGACGUGAGCAGUACAAGCAGCGAAGAGAGUACGGAGGACGAGCAGGAGGAUCUGCCUAAUGACAAGCUGGGCCGGGGAGGAAAAGACUCAAAAGGUUCCCAGGAGGACACCAGGAAAAUUAAACACAAGAGGAGGAAAAGUAAAGACAGAAAGUCUGAAAGGAAGAGGUCCUUUUCAUCAAGUGACGAAGAAGAGAGCAAGAAGAGAAAGAAACACAAAAGCCACAAGAAAAAGGGCAAGAAGGAAAAGAAGGAACGUCACAAGAAGAAGCAGAAGAAGAAACAUGAUUCUUCCUCAUCUGACAGCUCUAGCAGGUCCUCUGACACUGAUUGAGAAGAUGGAACAUUUAGGGACAGAUUUGCUGAGUAUUUGCACCUGUCAUUUAACAGAGGAAUCAAACUAAGACAUGGAAAUGUAUUUAGACACACUUUACCAUAAAAUAUUCUAGAGUUUUUUUUUUUUACUUUAAUUUUAAAUUUUGUUCUAUGAUUUAUGUCCUAUGGAAAGUAAUAGGUGCAGACACUGAGUGUAUCUGGCCCUCGCGUUUCACAGAUUCAAGGUCUGGUCAAUAUAGCCUCUGCUACAAAUGAAACAAUGGACCCACAUUUACUGUUACUUGUUUGACUUUGGUGAAUGCUGAAAGUAUUUUUGUUGUUAUUGACGGAAUUUGUUAUUAAAGGUAUUCUAUACAUAGAAA
Molecule: messenger RNA, 1071 nt
Organism: Oncorhynchus tshawytscha (Chinook salmon)
Lineage: Eukaryota; Metazoa; Chordata; Actinopteri; Salmoniformes; Salmonidae
Product: SREK1-interacting protein 1
Exons: 5
Coding region: 252-707 (151 amino acids)
Molecular function (GO): zinc ion binding; nucleic acid binding
Source: RefSeq, a predicted model, not a curated record